AGAGCGCGGCCGUCCGCCGGGUGAGCGGGAGCGGAGCGGAGCCGUCGGUGCCGGAGCGGGCAGGGAGCGGAACCGAGGCGGCCGCAGCUCCGCGUCCAUGGCGGACCGCGCCGCGGAGACGGGAGCGGCGGCCCCCCCCCGGGACUGCGCCUCCUCCGAGUGCCCCGCAGAGGCGGUCGGGACGGAGAGGCGCGGCACGGAGCGGGAGGAGGACGGCGAGGAAGAGAAGCCGGGGGCGGGCGGCCCCGACGGCAGCGAGCCGAAGCGAAGGGAAAGCGGUGCGAGAGCCGAAAGCGCCGAGAAAGGGCACGAGAGCGGGGAUGGGGCGUGCGGGAGCACGGCGGAAAAGAGAGGGGAGCCGCGGGACGGCGCGCCCGUGGGUGGAGGUGAGCCGCAGGAGCUGCGCAUUUUGCUGCUGGGGCGGAGCGGAGGGGGGCGAAGCGCCACCGGCAACACAUUGCUGUGCCGGGAGGAAUUCAAGUCCCAGCUGGCGUCCCAACCCGUCACCACCACGUGUAAGGAGGGCAGGCGGGAUUGGGGCGAGUGGUGCGUGGUGGUCAUGGACACCCCGGCGAUUUUUGGGGGGUCGCAGUGGGACAAAAAGCAGUUAGAAGAGGAGCGCAGGCACUGUGUCCACUUUGGUACCCAUAAGUACUGCGUGCUGCUGCUGGUGACACAGCUGGGCCGCUACACACGGGAGGACCGGGAGGUGCAGAAGAGAGUGAAGCAGGUCUUUGGGAAGGGCGCUAAGAAGCGCAUGGUGGUGGUGUUCACACGGAGGGAAGACCUGGGAGACAGCUCGCUGGAUGAGUUCGUGAAGACGGCCGAAAACGGAGCGCUGCGGAAGCUGGUGAAGGUGUGCAAGAAGCAGUACUGCGCUGUGAGCAACAGAGCACCGAGGCAGGACCGGGAUGCGCAGGCUGAGGAGGUGCUGAGGAUGGCUGAGGCCAUCGCACGCAGGGAGUGCAUGAGGGGGGAGCCCUGGUAUAAGAAGUGCUUGUAGUGAUUCUCACAAUGAAGAUCCAAUCACCGUGACGGGACCCACGGGUCCAUGCCCAAAAGGGGAGGGUGGGGGGGGAGGGGGGAAGGGAGAUGGACCCAGACAAGAGAAACAGCGGCAACGGGCCGAGGGAAGAAAUGCUUAGUUUGCUAAUUACAUUACUGAAACGCAAUUGAAUUGCAAUUGAAGCUAAUAAGUCAAUGAGGGAGAGAGUUUCCCACACCCAAAGCUCUUACGCUGAUGCUGCAGCGGUCGUGGCGGGCAGGGAGGAAAGGAGAGCGUUGCUGUGAGUUUUCAGUUCUGAAACUGAAAACUGAACCUUUGUCUCCCCCUGGGAGAUGGAAAUAACAAAAUAAAGUGUUCUGGGAGUGCUGUGCCUUUCUGGGA
Messenger RNA from Gallus gallus (chicken), 1387 nucleotides. Its product is annotated as GTPase IMAP family member 8-like. NCBI's taxonomy places the organism in Eukaryota, Metazoa, Chordata, Aves, Galliformes, Phasianidae. Gene Ontology annotation, molecular function: GTP binding. The transcript has 2 exons. Bases 98 to 1003 code for a protein of 301 amino acids. The record is from RefSeq and is a predicted model, not a curated record.